Messenger RNA from Papaver somniferum (opium poppy), 3778 nucleotides. Its product is annotated as methionine S-methyltransferase-like. Bases 148 to 3384 code for a protein of 1078 amino acids. NCBI's taxonomy places the organism in Eukaryota, Viridiplantae, Streptophyta, Magnoliopsida, Ranunculales, Papaveraceae. Gene Ontology annotation, biological process: biosynthetic process. Gene Ontology annotation, molecular function: methyltransferase activity; pyridoxal phosphate binding. The record is from RefSeq and is a predicted model, not a curated record. The transcript is spliced from 12 exons.
AUAUAAAGGCUAAACCUCACAGCUUACUAAACAGAGUCACAGACUAGACUACUAUUCUGCUUCGUCAUAUUUCUUUUUCUAGGUCUUUAGAUUUUUCAUCUACAGAAAAAAUCUUUACUGUUCAUUCAUUCGUUGGUGAUCGUAAUAAUGGAUGAGUUCUUGAAGGAAUGUGAACCAUCAGGUGAUGCAGCGUACGGUGCAUUCAAAAACCUUUUAUCAAGACUAGAUGAUCCGAAUACUAGAGUUGAAGCUCGUAUUUUCAUGGCUAAUCUUCAAAAGAAAUUCGAAUCAUCUAAAGAAUCAUCAGAUCUUUGUUUCGAUAAAUAUCAUUUCCGUCUUCACGAGAUUCCUCUAUCUGAUUACCAAGGGUAUCAGAAAAGGAAGAAAUUAGGAAUGAUGGAGAUUCCAAGUAUUUUUAUACCAGAAGAUUGGUCAUUCACUUUUUAUGAAGGAUUGAACAGACAUCCUGAUUCUAUGUUUAAAGAUAAGACUAUUGCUGAACUUGGUUGUGGUAAUGGUUGGAUUUCUAUUGCUCUUGCUGAUAAAUGCUCUCCCUCCAAGGUUUAUGGGCUUGAUAUAAAUCCUAGAGCCAUUAAAAUUGCGCGAAUAAAUCUGUAUCUGAAUGCGUUGGAUGAUAAUGGACAACCAAUUUAUGAUGCUGAAAAGAAGACACUGCUUGAUAGAGUGGAGUUUCAUGAAUCUGAUCUCUUGUCGUAUUGUCGGGAUAAUAAAAUUGAUCUUGAACGAAUUAUCGGCUGUAUACCACAGAUUUUGAACCCAAAUCCAGAGGCUAUGUCAAAAUUGGUUACUGAAAAUGCAAGUGAAGAAUUCUUGUAUUCGCUGAGCAAUUAUUGUGCUCUUCAGGGUUUUGUCGAGGAUCAGUUUGGCUUGGGGCUAAUUGCUCGAGCAGUUGAGGAAAGCAUAGCAGUCAUCAAACCCAUGGGAAUCAUGAUCUUCAAUAUUGGAGGCCGCCCAGGACAAGGUGUGUGCAAGCGGCUAUUUGAGCGUCGUGGUAUCCAAGUGAUGCAGCUUUGGCAAACUAAAAUUCUCCAGGCUGCUGAUACAGAUAUCUCAGCUCUAGUUGAAAUUGAGAAGAACAGCCGCCACCGAUUUGAGUUCUUUAUGGGACUUGUGGGUGACCAGCCUAUCUGUGCCAGAACAGCCUUGGCCUAUGGAAAAGCUGGUGGCCGUAUCUCACAUGCUUUAUCUGUGUACAGUUGUCAACUCCGUCAGCCAAAUCAAGUUAAGAUAAUAUUUGAUUUUCUUAAAAAUGGGUUCCAAGACAUUAGCAAUUCCCUGGAUUUAUCAUUUGAAGCUGAUGCUGUUGCUGAUGAGAAGAUCCCUUUCCUAGCUUACCUUGCUAGUGUUUUGAAAGAAAACUCAUUUUUCACAUAUGAGCCUCCAGCUGGAAGCAGUCAAUUCCGCAACCUUAUUGCAGGCUUUAUGAAAGUAUACCACCAUAUUCCACUGAAAAAUGAUAACGUUGUUGUCUUUCCAUCCAGGGCUGUGGCUAUUGAAAAUGCUCUUCGACUUUUCUCCCCACGCCUUGCCAUUGUUGAUGAACAUUUGACUAGACAUUUACCAAAGCAAUGGUUGACAUCUUUACCGAAUGAGGGGGCAACAGAGGAUGUUAUAACCGUGAUUGAUGCUCCACGCCAAUCAGACCUGAUGAUAGAAUUGAUAAAGAAGCUCAAACCACAGGUUGUGGUUACAGGGAUGGCUCAUUUUGAGUCUGUUACAAGUUCCGCUUUUGAGCACCUGUUAGACACUACAAGAGACGUAGGUUCUCGACUCUUCAUAGACAUAUCUGACCAUUUUGAGCUCUCCAGUCUGCCUGGUUCUAAUGGGGUCCUGAAAUAUCUUGCAAGAAGUACCCUGCCCUCACAUGCGGCAAUCCUAUGCGGUCUAGUGAAAAAUCAAGUUUAUUCAGAUCUUGAAGUAGCCUUCGUCAUUUCGGAAGAGGAUGCUAUUUUCACUGCGCUAUCUAAGACGGUGGAGUUACUAGAAGGCCACACAGCUCUGUUUAGUCAAUACUAUUAUAGUUGUAUCCUCCACGAGCUUCUAGCAUUUCAGCUUGCGAAUCGGCAUCCACCUGCAGAGAGAGAAUCCCAUACUAAAUCAGUUGAAAUGAUCGGAUUUUCAAGUUCUGCUGUUACAGCCCUUAGUGACGCUGAGCUGAAUAUUAGUGAAGCAGAGAACUCAUCACUAAUUCACAUGGAUGUUGAUCAAAGCUUCUUGCCUGUUCCUUCUCCCGUGAAGGCAGCUAUCUUUGAGAGUUUUGCGAGACAAAACAUGGUCGAAGCUGAAACUGAUUUGAAGAUUGGCAUUCAGCAAUUUAUCAAGAGCAAAUAUGGGUUCCCAACAGAUAGCUGUACAGAAUACUUAUAUGCUGACACAUCAUUAUCAUUGUUUAAUAAGCUGGUCCUUUGUUGUAUUCAAGAAGGUGGGACAUUGUGCUUCCCAGCUGGUUCAAAUGGAAAUUAUGUUUCUGCUGCAAAGUUUAUGAAAAUGAACACUGCCAGUAUCCCAACUGAGGCUGAAGUUGGAUUCAAGCUUUCAGAGGAUGUGCUCACAGGCUUACUUAGCACGGUAAAAAGACCAUGGUUAUAUCUUUCAGGACCGACAAUCAACCCAACUGGACUUGUUUAUAGCAAUGAAGAGUUACAGGGAAUAUUAUCCGUCUGUGCUAAGUUUGGAGCAAGAGUCAUUAUUGAUACAUCCUUCUCAGGACUGGAAUUCAAUGAAUCCAGAUGGAAUUUGGAGGAAACUUUGUCAAAGAUGAGUUCCUCUGGUGACUCAGAAUUUUGCGUUUCUUUGCUCGGAGGAUUGUCUUUUGAGAUGCUGACCGGAGGGCUAGCAUUUGGCUUCCUUGUUCUGAAUCAGCCUGUAUUGAUUGAUGCAUUCAAUAGCUUCUCAGGAUUAAGCAAGCCUCACAGCACUACCAAAUAUGCAAUAAAGAAGUUGUUGGCUCAGAGAGAGCAGAAAGUGCAGAAUCUAUUGGAAGGCAUUCUGGAACAGAAACAGAUUUUGCAGAAUAGAUCUAAACGCAUGACGGAGGCACUGAAGAGCUGUGGAUGGGACGUGCUUGAAUGCAGUGGUGGUGUAUCUAUGAUGGCAAAGCCAUCUGCUUAUCUGGGCAAAACAUUAAAAAUCAAUAAAUCUUCUAGUAAUGGCGACUCCACUUGUGUCACUGAUGCCUAUGAAGCUAAACUAGAGGAUUCAAAUAUCAGGGAAGCCAUUUUCAAAGCAACAGGUUUAUGCAUCAAUAGUGGCAAAUGGAGUGGAACUGGCUACUGCCGUUUCACAAUUGCCAUGGAGGAUACCAAAUUUGAACAAGCAUUGGAAUGCAUAUCCAAAUUCAAGAAAGUUGUCCUUGGGGUCUAAUAAAAUUUCAAGUUCCUUUCUGUUCAUUUCAACGCCUUUCUCAUUGAAGUUUAAAAUACCUCAUAAAUAUGGAAAUCCACCCAGGUUCUCGCAAAGAGGAGGUAAAAACUAAAGCUGUUCCCUUGCGAUGAUAAAUUUUAUCCUUACUGUUUUUCCGUUAUGAAGACUGUUUCUGAUUCUUUUUGCGGGGAUAUAUUUGUUCUUAUGGUAUUCUCUGAAACUGGAAUUCAGUUCUUUAAGGUGAAAUGAUAAAACCUUGAUGUUGAUUUACGUCUUCCACAUGUUGGGUUUGUGUUUUUGUGAUGGUUCUAAUAAAAGUAAAAGCUUACAGUUUAAUUGUGUGUGUACUCUUUACUCUGAAUUGCUUUUCUUUCAAUAAAACGGUUGCGUUAAU